UCCCCCGUCGACUCUACACUGCACGCCUUAUCAUCACCCGAAGCCAUACACAGUUAGAUUACGAUCCAGCAACAAGAGAGGAAGGAAGCUCAAGUCUGUCUGAGCGCUGCUGCUAAUAUGGCACUGGGAGACGACUCUCCGGCCUCCUACAUCCGCAUGUUACAUGCGUGUUUGAUUCUGCAGGUGCACCACCUGAUAGAGAAGUGCAUGACGUUCGGGAUGAGCAUGGAGGAGUGCAUGGAGGCGCUGUCCAAGCGCGCCGACGUCCAGCCGGUCGUCACCUCCACAGUGUGGAAGGAGCUGGAGAAGGAGAACAAGGAGUUCUUCGACAAGUACAAGCAGUUGAGAGCAGAAAAGAAACAAGCCCUGAGCAGCUGCAGCAACAGUAGUGGUAGCUCCUGAUUAAUUAAAUUAAUCUAAAGGGAAUGAGAGCUGCUUAGAUGUGAUGAUUUAUUAGAUGUUAGUUUUUUCUGUACUUGGAAGGAAUAAUUAAGAGGUGGUCGCGCAUGUACAGGGUCGGGUUGGCAGGAACUUAGCCAUCUUGUACCAUUGCGAUACUUCGCAAUAAUUUUAUCUAUCCAUCGGUAAUCCAUCUCUGAUACCACGUUUUCAGA
Brachypodium distachyon (stiff brome) is the source of this 614-nucleotide messenger RNA. RefSeq lists its product as uncharacterized. NCBI's taxonomy places the organism in Eukaryota, Viridiplantae, Streptophyta, Magnoliopsida, Poales, Poaceae. The transcript is spliced from 3 exons. The record is from RefSeq and is a predicted model, not a curated record. Bases 118 to 402 code for a protein of 94 amino acids.